AUGAGCCUUGACGCUGAGACUUGGAAGGCAAAAGCGGCGGCCAAAAGAGCCAGUACGCUCGCCAAGAUUUACCCGCAAUGGAGAUUGAGCCCAGAGGACAUUGCGAGAGCUUCGGUACAGCGUGAUCUGACUGGACCGUUCAUUCAACAAUUUCUCGAUCCUAGAGAAAUAUCGAUCGUGUCUAUGGAUAGCUUGCCUAUCGUUAAUGCCAUCAAACAAGGGAGUCUUACUAGCCUCGAGGUAGCCAAUGCGUUUUGUAAAGCUGCGGCGGUUGCACACCAGAUUGGCAAUUGCCUGCAUGAAAUAUUCUUUGACGAAGCAUUGGAACGAGCUAAGCAACUUGACGAGCACUACAAGAAGCACGGUGCAACGGUUGGUCCACUUCACGGUCUACCAGUGAGCUUGAAGGAUCAAUUCCACGUGAAAGGAAUUGAUACUACAGCUGGAUAUGUGGGAUAUAUCGGAGGCAAUCUAGGUAUCAAAGAUUCGGACCGCGUUCACCAGGUCGAGAGUCAAAUCACCGCCGAGCUGCUGUCGUUGGGUGCCGUUCUCUAUUGCAAAACAAGCGUACCGCAGACGCUUUUCUACACCGAGACCCAGAACCAUAUAAUCGGCGAGACCUUGAACCCAAGCAACCAAAAUCUUUCUUGUGGAGGUUCGUCAGGGGGGGAGGGUGCGCUACUAGCCCUUCGAGGCAGCACGCUAGGCGUCGGUGCCGAUAUAGGGGGAUCUGUGCGAAUUCCCGCCGCAUACAACGGAGUCUUCGGUAUCAAGCCAACUCCCCAGAGAUUCUCAUGUCGAGAUAUCGCAACUAGCAACGCUGGACAAACCGCUUAUCCGGUAGCGGUCGGGUUUUUGAGCACGUCUAUCGACGGCAUAGGACUGCUGCUAGAGUCUAUCUUGUCAACGCAGCCCUGGAUUCGGGAUCCCGCUGUUGUUCCCGUCCCCUUUCGCCAGGACGUUGUUGACGACUAUCUCCAGAGAGUUAAUACUGAUGGAACUGCCAAACAGGGCCAUAGAUCUUUGAAGCUUGGGAUAUUAUGGUCUGACGGAGUCGUGCAUCCUCAUCCCCCCGUUACACGUGGCCUGCACAUGGUCGCGAAUGCCAUCAAAAAGGCUGGUCAUAAGGUUAUCGAUUGGGAACCUCCUUCACAUGAGACGGCGACUAAAAUUCAUCUUUCAAUUAUAAGGGCGGACGGGGCCAAAUCUGUCCACGAAGACUUGAAGUUAUCUGGGGAGCCUUUAAUUCCUGCUCUCGAUACCCGUGGUAUGAAGCUUCGACCGCCAAUGGACGUGCUGAAAUUCCAAGAUCUCGCCGCUCGGGGGCUCGAAUUUGAAGCGCAAUAUGCGGAUUACUGGAAUUCUACCGCAAAAGACGAUGGACAAAUCGUCGAUGCGGUCGUAAUGCCUGUUGCACCCCAUGCGGCAAACAUUCCCGGAAAGCUUUAUCAUAUCGACUAUACCGAAGCGCUCAAUUUGUUGAAUUACAGUGUGGCUGUGAUUCCAGUCACCAAAGUUGACAAAGUCCGGGAUCCUUUUGAUGACAGCUACCAGCCCCUGAAUAGAAAGGAUGAGAAAAAUUGGAAAGCCUAUGACCCCGAAGUCUAUCAUGGGGGACCGGUAGGUGUGCAGAUAGUAGCCAGGAAGUUCGAAGAGGAAAAGGUUUGGGCUAUCGCCAAGGUUGUAUACCAAGCGCUUCAGAAGGCAGAAGGCUCUCACUCGGGCUCUCAGAGUGCUCCUAAUAUUGGAAUUCCUGCACGACUCUAG
Messenger RNA from Annulohypoxylon truncatum, 1767 nucleotides. Its product is annotated as amidase. The transcript has 7 exons. NCBI's taxonomy places the organism in Eukaryota, Fungi, Ascomycota, Sordariomycetes, Xylariales, Hypoxylaceae. The record is from RefSeq and is a predicted model, not a curated record. Bases 1 to 1767 code for a protein of 588 amino acids.